AUGGCGGACAACUAUGGCACCUACCGACGAGAGUCGAAGGUCGACGCUUACAACACCAAGGAAUCCUUGCCACGCGACUCACGAUCUUCCGAACCAGCUGAUGACCUUCUCGAAGCGCUCGGAUAUACACAGCAGCUAGCGCGCUCACGAUCGACUCUCAAUGUCAUGUUCAUGUCGUUCGUGUUGGCCUCGGUGCCUUAUGGACUGGCCACGACCCUGAUAUAUCCUCUGACUGGAGGUGGACCAACUACCAUCAUCUGGGGAUGGGUCGCCGUAUGUCUGUUGAUGCUGUGUGUCGCCGCUUCGCUUGGUGAGAUCACCUCGGUGUACCCCCUUGCAGGAGGAGUUUACUACCAAACAUUCAUGCUGGCCUCACCCAGAUGGCGGAAACUCGCAGCCUGGAUGACGGGCUGGUCCUUCACCCUCGGCAACAUCAUCAUCACUCUUUCUGUCAACUUCGGUACCACCCUCUUCCUGAUCGGCUGCAUCAACGUCUUCCAGGUCGACGACGGUACUGGCACCGGCGCCACUGUCGGGAUCUUCCAGGUCGAAGCAUACCAGACCUACCUGAUCUUCCUGGGCAUCACGAUCCUCUGCACGUGCAUUUCGUGCUUCGGAAACAAGUGGCUCCAUCACCUCGACACUGCUGCUGUCAUUUGGACCUUCCUCGGUGUGAUCGCGAUCAUCGUCUGCAUCCUCGCCAUCGCAGCCGAAGGCAGAAGACGAGCGAGCUGGGUCUUUGGCGGAUUCGAGGUAACAUCCGGAUGGAACCCACCAGGAUGGGCCUUCUGUAUCGGUCUGCUCCACGGCGCGUACGCCACCUCCGCCACCGGUAUGGUCGUCUCCAUGUGCGAGGAAGUACAGCAGCCGGCCACUCAGGUCCCCAAAGCCAUCGUCGGUGCUCUGCUCAUGAACAUGGCAUGCGGACUGGUCUUCCUCAUCCCAGUCUGCUUCGUUAUCCAGGAUCUGACAGUCAUCGCUACCGAUCCAUCCGGCCAGCCGCUACCAGUCAUCCUCCGUUCCGCAAUUGGCAAUGAAGUCGGUGCCUUCGUGCUCACGGUCCCAAUCAUCAUCCUUGGAAUCCUCUGCGGUACGGGCUGCACGACUGCAGCGUCACGAUGCACAUGGGCGUUUGCCCGUGAUGGCGCUAUUCCAGGCUCGAGAAAGUUUGGUUUCGACACCGUCAACGACAAGUUCGGCCUGCCGCUUAACGCCAUGUUGCUCUGCUUCGUCGUCCAGGCGGUCCUUGGACUGAUCUACCUUGGUUCCAGCGCGGCGUUCAACGCUUUCAACGGAUCGGGCGUCAUUUUCUUGACAUUGAGCUAUGUCAUCCCUGUGGCCAUUUCGUUCUUUGGUGGGAGGAAGAGACUGAGUGCUGGGAAGUUCAACCUUGGAGCUUUCGGCUGGUUCGCCAAUGCCGUGUCCAUUGCAUGGUGCGCCUUUGCCAUCCCCCUCUUCUCGAUGCCUUCGGCCCUACCAGUAACAAUGAGCUCAAUGAACUAUGCCUCAUGCGUCUUCGUCGGCGGUUUCGCAAUCGCUGGAUUCUGGUAUGUCGUCUGGGGAAGGAGCAACUAUGCCGGGCCCAAGGUCACCGAAGCGACUGAGGAGAUGACUGCGAGGAGGAUAAGUACGGUCAGCGCUACGAGGCAGAUGUAA
This is a messenger RNA of Fulvia fulva, 1656 nucleotides long. Its product is annotated as Choline transport protein. NCBI's taxonomy places the organism in Eukaryota, Fungi, Ascomycota, Dothideomycetes, Mycosphaerellales, Mycosphaerellaceae. Gene Ontology annotation, biological process: amino acid transport; transmembrane transport. Bases 1 to 1656 code for a protein of 551 amino acids. Gene Ontology annotation, molecular function: transmembrane transporter activity. Gene Ontology annotation, cellular component: membrane. The transcript has 3 exons. The record is from RefSeq and is a predicted model, not a curated record.